Cyprinodon variegatus (sheepshead minnow) is the source of this 1103-nucleotide messenger RNA. Its product is annotated as contactin-5-like. Gene Ontology annotation, biological process: dendrite self-avoidance; axon guidance; homophilic cell-cell adhesion. Lineage: Eukaryota; Metazoa; Chordata; Actinopteri; Cyprinodontiformes; Cyprinodontidae. The record is from RefSeq and is a predicted model, not a curated record. The transcript has 6 exons. The annotation marks the transcript as partial. Gene Ontology annotation, molecular function: cell-cell adhesion mediator activity. Gene Ontology annotation, cellular component: axon; plasma membrane.
CCUUUUCUCUUUUUUCUCCUGUCGGCAGCACCAGUGAGCUGGGAUGCUGCGCUGCAGACAGAGCCUCAGUUGGCUGCAGCGGUGGAGGCAGACUGUGAGGAAACCAAAACAAACCUCCGUCCGACACCGCGCUCCAUGAAGCCCAGCUGAUCCCAGAAGAGGAGGAAAGAAAGGCUCAGAAAUUGAAAUCAGCCGCUUGGUUGCUUCUGUUUCUGGAAGAGAUGCGCCUCUUGCGCUGGCAAACCACAUAGAGGAGGACCCUGACUUCAGUGGAUGUCGGUAUUACUGCAAGCAUUCCGCUUUUUACGGGGAGAUCAUCUGUCAUCUUUGGACAAAAAAAGGAAAACGCCCACCAAAGGAGGAUUUUUUGUCGUUUUUCCACGGCUUUCAUGAAGAACCAGAACUGCUAACAUUUUAGCAGAAGGGACCCUCUUCAACAAGUAUGGGGUCACCAUGGAAACCAUUUCUCCUCCUGUCUGUCAUCAGUGGCCUUUCAGAGUUUGCAAGAGCUGUUGCUGCACGGCCGAUGUCAUACGCAGCAGUGUUACGAAUGAGACAAGACAGCUCUUCGUCAGUGCUCAAUUCGCGCAGCAAACCUCGACAGCAGCACAGUGGUUUGCUGGUGUCUCCUGACUGGCCUGCUUUCUCCAGUCACCCUCUGUCAGCCCUGAGCCUGCUCAGCUCUCAGGAGGAUCUGAGGAGUGAAGAAACAGAAGAGUUUGGGCCUGUUUUUAUCCAAGAGCCAGAUGAUGUUAUUUUUCCAUUGGAUUCUGAUGAAAAGAAAGUGAUGAUGCACUGUGAGGCGCGGGGAAAUCCACCACCCACUUACAGCUGGUACAUCAAUGGGACAGAAGUAGAUUCAAAGACAGACUAUCGCUACACCUUCAUAGAUGGAGAUCUCAUUAUUACAAAUGCAAGUGAGAUUAAUGACUACGGGAAGUAUCAGUGUCAAGCUGAGAAUAGCUAUGGAAUCAUCCUCAGUCGAGAGGCUCUACUUCAGUUUGCAUAUCUUGGUGCUUUCAGUACGAGGACCAGGGGUGGAGUGUCUGUGCGUGAAGGCCAAGGUGUUGUGCUGAUGUGUACCCCCCCUCCUCAUUCACCAG